ACCUACAUAGGAUAUCCUAUCCAAAAAUUAAAGCGUUUAAGCUCAAAUUUGUGUUCAUUAAACAAAGUUAAGUAAAACCACACGUGUGCAAGAGCCAUGGCAGCUUCGGGGCCAAGACCACCUAGAACAAGAACAACUAGAGGUCCUUCCAUUCGUCCUGUGUAUGAAACCUUCGAACCCAAGUCAGAGAUGAAGGAAAAGGAGGAAGCAUAUUUUCUUCAUAUUUACCUUCCUGGUUUCGUAAAGGAAAAGAUAAAGAUAAAUUUUGUGGGAUCUUCCCGAGUAGUGAGGGUUGUAGGAGAACGACCAUUAGGAGGCAAUAGAAUAAGCAAUUUCGAGCAAGCAUAUCCAGUUCCAGAAAAUUGUGAGGUGGGGAAACUUCAAGGCAAGUAUGAGCUAGGAACUCUCAUUAUUACAAUGCCAAAGAAGCCUAUCAUUUCACAAGUUUCACCAAAAGCGAAAGUUGAAACAACACCAAGAAUAGGUCCAACUCCAUUAAUUAGUCCUCCAAAGAAAUCUAUUCCUGAUCAAUUACCAAAGCCUAAAGAAGUGGUGGCCAAGGAAGCCAUGCCUCCAAAAUCUCCAAUAAUUAGUAGAAUGGAGCAAGUUGAAAAAUCUUAUGGAGACAAGACAAGACCUCAACAUGUUCAAGAGGAAACCAUGGUGAAAUCCACUGCAAUUGCUUCAACCCCAAGAAAAGAAACAGGAAAAUCUCAAAAGGGUCAUGAGGAAAUUGAGCCAAAACCCACAUCAACAAUGGGUUUUGGCAAGCAAAUAGAAUAUAAGAAUGAAGAGGCCAAUAAGCAAAAUGACAUCACAACAUAUAUAGAAAAAGUCAAGGAGAAACAAAACAAAGAUAGAGAAUAUGAGAAGCUUCAUGAGAGAAGAAAGCAAGAUCAGAAAUAUGUUGAUCACAAUGUGGUUUUGAAAGAAAGAGAAAUCAAGACAACAAGACCAAAGGAAACAGUUUCUUCCUCUACUCCUCCAAAAGCUCAUCAGAAGGGAAAAGAAACCAGCACCACCAUAAUUGACAAAGGAAAGAGAAGGACUGAAGAGGAUGAAAUCUACACAAUAGGGAAGGGAAUCAAAGAAGUAGUUGCUUCGGCUUCGGAGGUUGUCACAAAAAUUGGAGAAGGGAAUUUGGAUGAUGAAGAAAAGCCUUUGGUUGCAAACAUGGGUGCUGCAAUUCUUGUAAUUGUGGCAUUGGGAGCUUACGUGACCUACAAGUUUACCUCAGCUUCUAGCAGAGCAUGAAACUAGUUGUGUUCUAAUGUUUUAAUCCUUUCAAACGUUUUCUUUAGAAUCUUGAAAAACGAAAAGUGUAAUUGGAAUCAUGAAGGUGAAUGUAUGAGCAUGCAUGUGAUAUUGUGAUUUGA
Glycine soja is the source of this 1376-nucleotide messenger RNA. RefSeq names its product inactive protein RESTRICTED TEV MOVEMENT 2-like. Lineage: Eukaryota; Viridiplantae; Streptophyta; Magnoliopsida; Fabales; Fabaceae. The transcript has 2 exons. Bases 97 to 1254 code for a protein of 385 amino acids. The record is from RefSeq and is a predicted model, not a curated record.